UGUUAGAAGGUAAAAGAGGCAGAACACUCACAGUCGAACUGCAAGCAAGCAAACUGUGUUUAUGUUUCUCAUGCAAAGGCCUGUUUUGGGAACAGUCAGUUUUCAUGCAUGUUGGCUCCUGUAGAAUGUUAAUGUGAGUGCAUUAGAAUGUGAGUUCAGGGUUUGGAGCAGAUGCUUACAUUGGCUGCAGUAUUGUCUGAAGGCCUGUGCUGAGUAGGUGUGGUGAUACUAGAUAUUAGAUUUGAGUGAUUCUGAAGAACCUGAAGAACCUUCUGUUAACACAUUGUAUAGAGGCUACCAUCUGAGCAACAGUGCAGCUGGGCAGAUGUGGACUGUGUUCUGCAUAUGAGCUCUUGUGGAUGCGGUUGUUUGGAACAUUAAGACCCAUCAUCACUAACCUCUAGUCGUCAUACCACCAACCUUCUUCAUAUGGACUAAUCAUCCUGAAAUGACAGACAGAAGUGAAUGACGUCCUGUGAAAGGUAUUCUCCUGUUUCUAAUAUCCACCUUCCUACACAGUUUAAAUUUAUCUCCCAGAACACGUCAAAAAAUGCUACCUACAGGGGUCAGACUGCUGAAAUCAGAAGAUAUUCAUUAUGAGAAUAUGGCUUCUAGAACAAGCUCUGGUGCUCAACAGACAUCUUCUGGUACAUCGCACAGAUGGACACAGAAGAACAAGAGCAAGAAGAGGACUCACCACUGUUCAGAGUGUGGGAAAAGUUUUAAUCAACAGAGUGCUCUCCAAGAACACCAGUGUGUUCACCAAGGAGAGAAACUGUAUCAGUGCUCAGAGUGUGGGAAGAGCUUUAAUCAGCAGAGUAAUCUCCAACAACAUGAGCGCAUUCACACAGGAGAGAAACCGUAUCAUUGUUCAGAGUGUGAAAUGUGUUUUAGAGAUAGAGGCACCCUCAAAAUACACCAGCGCAUUCACACUGGAGAGAAGCCAUAUCAGUGCUCAGAGUGUGGGAGGAGUUUUAAUCAGCAGAGUCCUCUCCAGCGACACCAGCGCAUUCACACAGAACAGAAUCCAUAUCAUUGCUCAGAAUGUGGAAUCUGUUUCAGAGACCAAGGUACCCUCAAAAAACACCAGCGCAUUCACACAGGAGAGAAGCCGUAUUACUGCUCAGAGUGUGGGAAGAGUUUUAAUCAGCAGGGUAAUUUUCAACGUCACCAGCGCAUUCACACGGGAGAGAAGCCGUAUCAGUGUUCAGAAUGUGGAAUGUGUUUUAGAGACAGAGGUACCCUCCAAAAGCACCUGCGAAUUCACACUGGAGAGAAACCGUAUCACUGUUCAGAGUGUGGGAAGCGUUUUAAUCAGCAGAGUCAUCUCCAACGACACGAGCGCAUUCACACGGGAGAGAAGCCGUUUCAUUGCUCGGAUUGUGGAAUAUGUUUUAGAGACAACGAUACCCUGAAAAAGCAUCAGCGCAUUCACACUGGAGAGAAGCCAUAUUACUGCUCUGAGUGUGGGAAGAGUUUUAAUAUCCAGGGGAAUUUACAACAACAUCAGCGUGUUCACACAGGAGAGAAGCCGUAUUACUGCUCAGAGUGUAGGCACAGCUUUAGACAUUUGAGUACUUUAAAGACACACAAGUGCACUAAGAGGGAGAAAGCUCUGAACGUGUGAUUUUCAGUAUUAUGUGAUUAUUCUUAUUAUCACUUUUUUAAAUGAGCAAUCUUACCAUUAUUUUUAAGAUUUAGUUGCUCAGCAGGAGGUGUAGACAAAAGUAUGGUGGUUUUGUGCUUGAGAGAAAGAACAUUAUACAGUAUUCUAUGUUCUGUACACAAGCAAGACAGUUUUGUGCAACAUACAUUUAUAUCAACCUUGAACUAAGAAACAAAGGAUUUAAGUUUUGAAUUGUUCAUUGCCAUCCCCAGACUUAAAUACAGGGUGAUUCAAAAAAAUUCAUCUGAUUUUUAAGCGCCAUCAUUUUUACAACCGUGAGGCACCUAGGAACCAAUCACAAUCUAAUUGAAAGAGGGGGUCAUAGAGUUUCUAACUGUCACUGGAAGAUGUCUCCCGUUCAGUCUGGGAGGAGAUGGAGACCCCUGAGCAGAAAGCAUUCUGCAUUCUCCACUUCAAUAAGAGUGAUUCCGUCAUAA
This is a messenger RNA of Colossoma macropomum (tambaqui), 2103 nucleotides long. Its product is annotated as zinc finger protein 501-like. The record is from RefSeq and is a predicted model, not a curated record. The coding region runs from base 551 to 1627 and encodes 358 amino acids. The transcript has 2 exons. Lineage: Eukaryota; Metazoa; Chordata; Actinopteri; Characiformes; Serrasalmidae.